AUGGCCUUUUCAAAUCAAACUCCAACAAUUGUUGUAUUGAAAGAAGGUACUGAUACAUCUCAGGGCAAAGGUCAAAUAUUAACUAAUAUUAAUGCUUGUUUAGCUAUUCAGGAUACUUUAGCACCAACAUUGGGACCUUUUGGGUCAGAUAUUUUAAUAGUUGGAUCAAAUGGUAAAACUACCAUAUCAAACGAUGGAGCUACUAUAUUGAAAUUAUUAGAUAUUGUACAUCCAGCAGCUCAGAUGUUAGUUGAUAUAUCUAGAUCACAAGAUGCAGAAGUUGGUGAUGGUACUACAUCAGUUACAAUAUUGGCAGGAGAAUUAUUAAAAGAAGCAAAAGCUUUUAUUGAAGAUGGAUUAUCAUCACAUUUAAUAACAAAAGGCUAUAGAAAAGCAUGUGAAUUAUGUGUUGAAAAAAUCAAUGAUCUAUCUGUUGAUAUAAAAAAAGAAGAUCCUGAAGAAUUUAGAUCAUUAUUAGAAAAUUGUGCAACUACAGCUGUGUCUUCCAAAUUAAUAAGUCAAAAUAGUAAAUUUUUCACAAAAAUGGUUGUCGAUUCAGUUUUAAGCUUAGAUUCGGAUUUAGACGAAAAAUUAAUUGGUAUAAAAAAAGUACCAGGUGGAUCGUUAGAGGAAUCAUUAUUUAUCAAUGGUGUUGCAUUUAAGAAAACUUUUUCAUAUGCCGGAUUUGAACAACAACCGAAAAGCUUCAAAUCACCAAAGAUACUUUGUUUAAAUGUUGAAUUGGAAUUAAAAGCCGAAAAAGAUAAUGCAGAGGUUAGAGUAGGACAAGUUAAAGAUUAUCAAGCUAUAGUUGAUGCUGAAUGGCAAAUCAUAUUUGAUAAAUUGGAACAUAUUUCAAAUUCAGGUGCGAAUAUAGUAUUAUCAAAAUUACCUAUUGGAGAUUUAGCAACACAAUAUUUUGCUGAUAGAAAUAUAUUUUGUGCUGGUAGAGUAAAUUCUGAGGAUAUGGAAAGAGUCAUUAAAGCUGUAGGAGGUCAUACUCAAUCAACUUGUUCAAACAUAAAGUCAAGCGAUUUAGGUAGUUGUGAAACAUUUGAUGAAGUACAAAUUGGUGGUGAGAGAUUUAAUUUAUUCCAAGGUUGCCCUGAAGCAAAAACUUGUACAUUAAUUUUAAGAGGAGGUGCUGAACAAGUAAUAGCUGAAGUUGAAAGGUCAUUACACGAUGCUAUAAUGAUUGUGAAAAGAGCGGUAAGUCAUCAUACUAUUGUUGCUGGUGGUGGAGCUAUUGAAAUGGAACUAUCAAAAUAUUUAAGAGAUUAUUCAAAAACUAUUGCUGGUAAGAUGCAAUUGAUUAUUGGUGCAUUUGCAAAAGCAUUAGAGGUUAUACCAAGACAAUUGUGUGAAAAUGCUGGUUUUGAUGCAAUCGAAUUACUUAAUAAACUUAGAUCAGCUCAUGCAAAAGGUGAAAAGUGGUAUGGUAUCGAUUUUCAAUUAGAGAAUAUCGGCAAUAAUAUGAAAAGUUUCAUAUGGGAACCAUCAUUAGUCAAAACUAAUGCAAUUGAAAGUGCUACUGAAGCUGCAACACUAUUAUUAUCUGUUGAUGAAACUAUAAAAAAUAAUGAACAAGAAGAUGCUCAACCAAUGUCAAGAGGUAGAGGAGCUUAUUAA
Messenger RNA from Insectozyma verbasci, 1629 nucleotides. Lineage: Eukaryota; Fungi; Ascomycota; Pichiomycetes; Serinales; Debaryomycetaceae. The record is from the annotation of a GenBank genome assembly.